Molecule: messenger RNA, 4083 nt
Organism: Macroventuria anomochaeta
Lineage: Eukaryota; Fungi; Ascomycota; Dothideomycetes; Pleosporales; Didymellaceae
Product: dihydrolipoyl dehydrogenase
Exons: 7
Coding region: 1-4083 (1360 amino acids)
Cellular component (GO): mitochondrion; oxoglutarate dehydrogenase complex
Molecular function (GO): protein binding; dihydrolipoyl dehydrogenase (NADH) activity; RNA binding
Source: RefSeq, a predicted model, not a curated record
AUGCGCCAACAGUACGGAGGGCCAAAACUGCCGGCAGACUUGCGAAACCAGUUUGGAGAUCCUGCGAAUCGAGGCAAGAGCAGCGGCGGGCGCAAUGGACAGGUGAAUCGCAAAGACCGGCGCAAAGCCGAACGAGAACAAAAAAAGACGCAACGAACACAGCCGAGGAGAGCACCACCACUGCCGGCGACACAUGUGCAGAAUGGUAAACGGAAGGCGCCGGUGCAACAGCAAGAGGACGAGUCCGAAGUGGAUUGGGAGGAAAGCGAGGACGAGCCAGCACCGGUGAAGAAGGAAGCAGCACCGAAGAGUAUACUCAAGAAGAAGCCCCAACCUGAGGAAGAUGACUCACCCGCGCCUGCCAAAGUUUCACGUGCCGUACAAGAACGACUCGAUCAGGAUGACAAGGAAAUCCGCGCGCUGGAGAAGAAGUUGGGAAAGAGGAAGAAGUCAGCAGGAGGUGGAGAUGAUGGGUUAGAUGACCUGUUCGGCGAUCUUGGAGACUUUAGCGAUGAGGGUGCGCUCGAGAACCCUGCAUCGAAGAGGAAGCGUACGAAAGAUGACGACUGGCUCGCAAGCAAGAGGAGGAAGGCUUUGGGAACAGCCGCUCCACCAGCGCCAGAGCCGGACGACGAGGACGAUGAGGACGAUGAACUUGAGAACCCGUUUUCCGAGGAUGACGACCUGGAUUCUGAGGAUAUGGACGACGAUGACGAGGAUCUUGAAGAUGGUGACCUGGAUGAUGAUAUGGACGAGGAGGGUGACAUCGAGAACCCUUUCUCUGAGGACGAGAUAUCAGGGGAUGAAGAGGACGAAGAACCAGCACCUCGAAUACGAGAGAACCCAUACGUUGCGCCGGUAGCUGCGAAUGCUGCACCUACCACAAAAUACAUACCCCCAGCGUUACGAGGACCGCCUUCGUCUGAUGCGGAAGCAUUGUCGCGUCUGAAGCGCCAAAUUCAAGGUCUUAUCAAUCGACUGUCGGAAGCCAACAUCCUUACGAUCCUGAAGGACAUCGAGACAAUUUACGCAACCAACCCCCGUGGUUAUGUCAACACUACGUUGAUCGAUCUCUUGAUCGACAUGCUUUCCGAUCCAUCGGUGCUCCUCGAGUCAUUCAUCAUCUUGCACGCUGGUUUCAUCGCAGCGGUCUACAAGGUCAUUGGACCCGACUUUGGUGCUCAGAUCGUGGAGCGCAUAGUUUCUGAGUUCGACAGGAAUUACCAGCCAAACAAGGACGGCGCCGGGAAGCACACCACGAAUCUUAUGUCAGUGGUUUCUGAGCUCUAUACCUUCCAGGUCAUCGGCAGCAACAUCGUCUUCGACUACAUUCGAUUCUUCCUCAACGAGCUCUCCGAGAUCAACACGGAGCUGCUGCUGCGGAUUGUUCGAGCAGCAGGUCCGCAGUUGCGACAGGACGAUCCAACUGCGCUUAAAGACAUUGUUGUUUUGCUGCAGAAGUCCGUAGCGAACGUUGGCCAACAAAAUUUGCCUGUCCGAACAAAGUUCAUGAUCGAGACCAUCAAUGAUCUCAAGAACAACAAGAUGAAGACAGGCAUCGCCGGAGCUUCGAUUACCAGAGAACGCACAACACAGAUGAAGAAGCAGCUGGGCACCUUGAACUCGAGGAAUCUCAAAGCCACUGAGCCACUGCGGGUUGGCUUGAAGGACAUCAAGGACACAGACAAGGUGGGCAAGUGGUGGCUAGUUGGCGCCAGUUGGCGAAACCAAGCUCAAAACGAUGCACCCGUAGAAGAGGAGAGAGAGCAACACAGACAGCGAGUUGAGGAAGACGAGGAAGACGAAGACGGCGAAGUCGACCUAGCCCAGCUUGCCCGUGAGCAACGUAUGAACACUGAUGUGCGGCGAGCCAUCUACGUCUCAAUCAUGUCUGCGACCGAUUUCAAGGAUGCGCAGAUACGACUCAACAAGCUGAACCUCAAGAAAGCGCAAGAAGUCGAGAUACCGAAGGUCAUUAUCCACUGUGCAGGUGCCGAGAAGACCUACAAUCCAUACUACACGAUCCUUGCACGGAAGGUUUGCUCAGACCACAAGACGCGGAAAGGCUUCCAGUUUGCACUCUGGGACAUCUUCAAGAGUCUUGGAGAGAACCAGGAAGGAGGCGCAGACUCGGAUGACGAGGGCGACGACAGUAAGGACGUGUCACUACGGAAGCUUGUCAACCAGGGUAAGCUCUAUGGUACACUGAUCGCGAAACGCGUGCUGUCCGUCACCUGCCUCAAGAACCUCAACUUCCCGUACCUGCAACCGAAGACCAAGACGUUCGUCGAGAUCAUGCUAGUCACGGCGAUCCUCGAAACACAGAAGGGCGCGAAGGGAGAGCGAAACGAGACGGCUUUGUUGCAAACAUUCGUAGAAGUAGACCAGGCGCCUGAGAUGGUUGCAGGAUUACAAUUCUUCCUCAAGAAGGUUGUGAGCAAGACGGACAUCGUGGAGAAGUCGGAGAAGGAGACGGUCAAGUGGGCAUGUAAAGCUGUUAUCGGCCUGUGCCACCGCAGCUCCUUUUGGUUUCUAGUUCCGUCCGCCUAUUUUACAAUGUUCCGGUCUCUGGCUCCCCGCGCCGUGCAGAGGGCGACACGGCCCGUCUCCAACAGCACAUUCUGCGCAUCCAACAUCUACUUCCAGAACAGGUUACGACGAGGCUACGCUUCGGAAGCUGAGGAGAAGGACCUGGUCAUCAUCGGCGGUGGUGUUGCGGGAUAUGUCGCAGCUAUCAAGGCUGGACAGGCCGGCCUGAAGGUCGCUUGUAUCGAGAAGCGCGGCUCCCUCGGUGGAACUUGCUUGAAUGUUGGCUGCAUCCCCUCCAAGUCCCUCCUGAACAACUCGCACCUCUACCACCAGAUUCUCCACGACACCAAGGGCCGCGGUAUCGAGGUCGGCGAUGUCAAGCUCAACCUCCCCGCCAUGAUGAAGGCGAAGGAUACCUCGGUCGCUGGUCUGACCAAGGGCAUCGAGUUCCUCUUCAAGAAGAACAACGUCGAGUACAUCAAGGGUACCGGCGCAUUCCAGGACGAGCACACCGUCGCUGUCAACCUCGUUGAGGGCGGCGAGACCACUGUCCGCGCUAAGAAUGUCCUCAUUGCCACCGGUUCUGAGGCCACGCCCUUCCCCGGUCUGACCAUCGAUGAGCAGAGGGUCAUCACCUCCACUGGUGCUAUUGCGCUCCAGGAGGUUCCUAAGAAGAUGGUCGUCAUUGGUGGCGGUAUCAUUGGUCUCGAGAUGGCCUCCGUCUGGUCGCGUCUCGGCUCUGAGGUCACCGUCGUCGAGUUCCUCGGUCAGAUUGGUGGCCCUGGUAUGGACCAGGAGAUCGCCAAGACCGCUCAGAAACUGCUCAAGAAGCAGGGCCUGAACUUCAAGCUCAACACCAAGGUCACCGCCGGUGAGGUUUCCGAGCAGGGCAUCAAGGUCAACGUUGAGGCUGCCAAGGGUGGCAAGGCCGAGAGCCUUGACGCUGACGUCGUUCUCGUCGCCAUCGGUCGCCGUCCCUACACUGCCGGCCUUGGUCUCGACAACAUUGGUCUCGAGACUGACGACCGUGGCCGCCUGAUUAUCGACCAGGAGUACCGUACCAAGAUCCAGCACAUCCGCGCCAUUGGUGACGUUACCUUCGGUCCUAUGCUUGCCCACAAGGCUGAGGAGGAGGCCGUCGCUGCCAUCGAGUACAUCACCAAGGGCCACGGCCACGUCAACUACGGCGCCAUUCCCUCCGUCAUGUACACCCACCCCGAAGUCGCCUGGGUCGGCCAGAACGAGCAGGAGCUCAAGGAGGCCGGCGUCAAGUACAACGUCGGAAGCUUCCCCUUCUCCGCCAACUCGCGUGCGAAGACCAACCUCGACACCGACGGCAUGGUCAAGUUCCUCUCGGACGCUCAGACCGACAGGAUAUUGGGUAUUCACAUCAUCGGCCCCAACGCUGGUGAGAUGAUUGCCGAGGGUACUCUUGCCCUCGAGUACGGUGCUAGCUCAGAGGACGUUGCACGAACAUGUCACGCUCACCCUACGCUUGCUGAGGCGUUCAAGGAGGCUGCCAUGGCCACCUACGACAAGGCUGUUCACUACUAG